GCGGUGCGGGAUAAAUCCCGUGGCACCGUUUCCUUUCAUCUUCUCCUCGGAUCGAGUUUUCGAUUCGUGGAUUAAGGCGCGGAUCCAUGGCGGUUCAGGUCGCAGGCACCUCCCUGCAGUGGUCGCAGCUGCUGCCUGCAUCCCCGGCUCCCUCCGCCAAGCGAAUGGUCUUCUCCUCGCCCUUCCUCGCCGCCGGAACCGGCAAGCUCUCUCGAGCGGAGCUUCCGAGAAGACGACGGAAGGAGGAGCAAGCCCUGCGGUGCGCCUGCAGCGCGAGGGCCCAGCACUUCGAAGACGACGAGGAGCUCGAUCGGAGGAUCGAGGAAUUGGCGUUCGACCUCCAGCGGCGGAUGGGAGACGGCUCGUCGGCUACCUCGUCGUCCUUUUUUAGCCCCGAUUCGGAGCGUUCUUCUGUGUCCUCGAAGCCGGACUGGCUCCCCCUCCGGCUGGAUCCGCCGGACUGGUCCGGACAGAUGGUGCCGACGAGCGUGGAGAUGAACGCCAAGAGCGUGGAUCUGCCGCUGUCGCUGCGGAUCAUCAAGCGGCGGAAGCGGUGGGAGGAAGGGUGGCUCCGGGAGGCGGGCGAGAUGGCGUGCUGCUCCGUGAAGCGGGCCUUCUCGUCGAUGGUGUUUAUGAUCCGCGAGCUGCAUAGCUACACGCUCCGGUUGCGGGGCGACCUCUUCCGCGAGGACCUCCGGGAGAUCCUCGCGCGCGUGCACCUCGAAAUGAAUUCCUCCUUCGUCUGGCUCUUCCAGCACAUCUUCUCCGGCACGCCGACCCUCAUGGUCUCCCUCAUGCUCCUCCUCGCCAAUUUCACCGCCUACUCCAUGAGCCACCUCGACGCCGCCGCCGCCAUGGCGACGCCCAAUCCGCUGGUCGCGGUGGAGAGUCAUCGACAGAGCCAACCCGACCGCUCCGUCAUCAUCAAGUCGUCCUCAUCUACUGGGCGAACUGCUUCCGUCGGAGGCAGCGGCGCGGGCGGAGGGAAGACGAAGCCGGUGGCCGGCGCCACGGGCGACGAGCGGUCGGGUGAUGGAUCUUCCAUCUCACGGGCUCCGAGCACCGGAAACAGAAAAGGGGAAACCAGGGCCGCGGCAGAGGAGGAAGCGAGGGUUUGGAAAGCGAUCCUCGAGGAGGCAUCGAGGUUGCAAGCGGCCACAAGAGACGCGGCGCUCAUGGAUCGCGACACACUCUGGCAGCUCGUGUCGCCGGUGACGGCCGAGCUAGCACCCGACGUCGAGUACCCGGAGUACCUCCUCACCGAGAUCAUGUACCAAGAGACCCUCGUUCGGGAGCCGGAGAACCCGCUUCUCCUGGCCAACUUCGCUCAGUUCCUCUUCCUCGUCCUCCGCGACCUCAACAGGGCGGAACACUACUUCAAGAGGGCGGCGGCGUCGAAGCCGGCGGACGCCGACGCGCUGAGCCGAUACGCGAACUUCCUUUGGCUGGCAAAGAAGGACCUGGAGGCCGCGGAGGAGACCUACUUGGAAGCCAUCUCCGCUGAUCCGAGCAACACCUUCCACGCCGCCAACUACGCCCACUUCUUGUGGAACACCGGCGGCGAGGACACUUGCUUUCCCCUCGACGACGACGACGAUAGCGAGGCCCACUAGUCACCACCUCCAGCGGCAGCCAAAUCUCCGGCGAACCAAAAAAAAUCUUGGCCUGCUUCACGAGAUCUGCCAUCUCGAUGAGUAGAACAAUAAAAUUUCGCAAAUUGCGCUUCUGAAUACGAUCACCUCUACUGUUCAUCGUUUUUUUUUAAAAAAAAAAACUCUGUUCUUGGGAUCAGAAGCUUCGUUAUC
Molecule: messenger RNA, 1805 nt
Organism: Zingiber officinale
Lineage: Eukaryota; Viridiplantae; Streptophyta; Magnoliopsida; Zingiberales; Zingiberaceae
Exons: 1
Coding region: 87-1613 (508 amino acids)
Molecular function (GO): protein binding
Source: RefSeq, a predicted model, not a curated record